AUGGCCACUCGUGGCCUGGAGAGGUUCUGGGUCGACACACUUGUCGACAGCAUGGGGUGUUUUGGCCCAGCCCUCCCGGCAGCAUGGCACAAUGCUUCUUGCCAUGCCUUCUUCUCACCGACUCGGCAGGCCUUUGAACUGCCGCGUCCCGUGUACACAGCACAGGGCGCCAAAAAGCCUUGCUCCGCCAGUGCCGAAGAGAACCGAAACGAGCGUCCGCAACGAGCCGUUGGGCCAGAGAAGAUGAUUCAGUGGCUGUUGGAGCGGCUCUUUGGUGCAAAUCUUUUCCAGAAGAAAUCACGUUUGGUGGUUUCACCUGGCUUCCAGAGGCUGUGCCCAGAAAACCGCACAGCCCUGGUUUUUUUCAGGCAAAGCCUGAAAGAUGAUCAACUCUGA
Molecule: messenger RNA, 396 nt
Organism: Durusdinium trenchii
Lineage: Eukaryota; Dinophyceae; Suessiales; Symbiodiniaceae
Source: the annotation of a GenBank genome assembly